AAAUUUGAUAAAAGCUCAAAAGCAUCUAAAGUGCCGAUCUGGAGGUCGCGUUCACAUAGAAAAUGCUUUCCAGUUCAAUUUCCUGAAGCGAGAUGGUGAUCUUGAAAUUAAAACAGAGGAGCUAUAUCCAAUUAAAGACAUGGCACACAUAUGUAGCGCUGAACGAAGGGUGUUACUUUACCUAGACCAUGACAUGGUGUUUAUUCCGAUAAACAUCCGAGAGACGCACUGGUAUCUUGCUGUGAUCCAUGCAAGAAAUAUGGAGAUACAAGUGCUUGAUUCACUUGAUACUUCACAAGACCGCAAAGACCUCACUGACUCUGUGAGUAUGCACAAACUAAACAAUUAUGAAUUCAAUAUUAACUUAUCCCAAUCUCUAAUUUUAUUUUACCAUAUAUAAAGAUUAAAGGACUGCAAAGACAAAUAGAUAUGAUAUCUCAACGUAAGGAGUUAAAAGACCACAGGUGACCAGACCUCCAAGUUGCUUCUUGGCCGCUCAGAGAAAUAGACAUGGGAUAUGCAAAGCAGACAGAUAGCUCUUCAUGUGGCCUCUUUCUUUUGAACUAUAUCGAAUACUGGACAGGGGAUGAAUUGUCUGAUAGUUUUACCCAGGAUGACAUGUCACACUUUAGGAAAAAAAUGGCUGCUAUAUUACUAUCUUCAGACCUGAAUAAGAGAAGGGGGUGUCUGUUAUACAAAAAUGAAAAAGAAGUUGACUCUGGAAGCCCAUCUGAUGUUGAGAUAUUAGAAAACCCAACAGAUUCUAAUAAGAGGAAACUACUCCACGUGCUUGAUGAUAGCGAAGUAGUGUAUGAAGAUGAGGAAGGCCCUAUUACUCAAGCAGACUUGCAAAGGUGGUUUGUUGAUGAUUGGGAUAAAAGAGCUCCUGUAAAAGUCUCUACCGAUGGUUGCACCAAUGACUUUUUAAUGGUUGGUCUUUCCACAAAGGACAUGCCAGUGACCAAAGCCGAUUCAAUAGAUGUUUUAUGUGAUUAUAUCAUGGCAAUAGAAGACGAUACGACACUAGAGAGAACAUGGGUGCGAAGUUUCAAUCCUUUUAAGAUAGAAAUAUCUGUCAAAGACCUACAAAACAUAUUAACGACAACUCAAUAUAUGAUUCUAAGAUUCACGUAG
Molecule: messenger RNA, 1134 nt
Organism: Zea mays
Lineage: Eukaryota; Viridiplantae; Streptophyta; Magnoliopsida; Poales; Poaceae
Exons: 6
Coding region: 511-1134 (207 amino acids)
Biological process (GO): protein desumoylation; proteolysis
Cellular component (GO): nucleus
Molecular function (GO): deSUMOylase activity
Source: RefSeq, a predicted model, not a curated record